CCCGCCCAAUCACAGCCCUGCCCUGUUAUCAUCUGACAGAAGUAUUCCGUACCGUGUGGUGACAGUGAGCGCAGCCCAGUGUGUCCCUUCGCAUUGAUCAUGUCUACUCCGGCACCAGCAGGCUCCAGCGAUGUGGCGUCCAGUAAUCGUCGUCUGCAACAGACACAAGCUCAAGUCAAUGAGGUGGUGGACAUCAUGCGAGUUAAUGUGGAUAAGGUCCUAGAAAGGGACCAGAAGUUGUCUGAGUUGGAUGAUCGAGCAGAUGCUCUACAAGCGGGUGCAUCACAGUUUGAGACUAGCGCUGCCAAGCUGAAGAGAAAAUACUGGUGGAAGAACUGUAAGAUGUGGGCAAUUCUUAUCGCUGUAGUCGUGCUCAUAAUCAUCAUCAUUAUCGUGUGGAGUGUUUCGUGAUCUUCUCAGGAUCCAUGGAUAUGAACUGAUGCCACGCUGAAUAACAAGGCUGCAGUUCUCAAUCAAAUCUGCUGUAUGAAAAGUAUAUAUUCAUAUAUAGCUAAAUGAUUUUGUUUGUUUUUUUUCACCCCGUUAAGCAUUGUUUUGCCUUUAGAGUUAAGACCCUUUACCAGAAAACAAAACACACUCCAUUUUUUUAAAAGCUUAAAAAGCACAACCAGCACUUUUCACUGUGUCUUAAAAAGGAAGUGUUUUUUUUUCUACAUAUAUUAUAUAUAUUUUUUUUUUCAACUGUGAAUGGUUUUUGAUCCUCGUUAUCUUGUAACGUGCAGGUUUUUUUUAUUCACACCUGCAGAAAGCGUGCCUCCAAUUUUGUUAUCACUAUUUGAUUUGUAUGCAGCAAAAACAAAAGAUUAAAAAACAUAAUAAUCUCUUCAAGAUCAAUAAGAAAAAGCAAAGUGCCUUAAAAUGUUUAGCAUGCGUUUACAGGUGGACUGGUCAUCUCAAUAAAACAAUACAGUAUAAUUCAUUCAUGCUGACAUUGGGUCAAAAUGGAAUUGCCAAAAGGUCUUACUUAUUUACCAAAGUGCCUUUGCAGAUUGUCUCAGAUGAGUGCUGAAAAAUGCAGUCCUGUAAGAGCAGGAACAUUUAAAUAGUUCUCUGAUUAUCUUGUCCAAUAAUUGUAGGUGACCUUCAAGUUACUGUGUUCAGUUUGCAAUGCCAUUUAUUGUAAUUUUUUUGUUUGUUUAUGCAUACAUAGUAUAAGCACAUUUUGUAUGCAUGCUUACUAGAAGCACAAUUGGUGUAAUUUGACACGGGACUUGGAAGUACCUAUUGCAAAAAGCCGCCAGGUAUGAAAUUUGUUAAAUGUUAUGGUCAGUGGCGAUUUGGAGUAAUUCUUUUUAUGGCUUUGAUUUUUAAUAUUUUUGGAUAAAAAAAAACAUAAGAAACAAUGUCAUGAUAUAAUAAAAAAAAAAAAUUAAAAAAAAUAUGAUUGGAUUUAAUUUGCAAACGUGACUUGCUCAUGCAAAACUAAUAUGAUCUCCACUUCAUAUAGGGUAAAAAUCAAAAUUUAUAGUAACAUUAAGCUGUCCACAUCGCAAGUUUGUCAUUGUGUCAAGUUUAUAUAAUUUGUAUGCUUUUGAUGUAGCUUACUAGUCAAAAACAUAGUACAUCCUUUGUAAUAGAUCUAUUUGCUGGCACAUUUUGCUAGCAUUUCUGAAUUAGAAAUUUUCAUCAAUGUGUUUCCACUUGAAUACAAAAGAUCCCCAAAUCGUCCGGUUUGUGUCAGGCUUUAUAGACUUUGACUCUGAACCUUUUCUUCUUCAAAGGUGUGCGCAGCCAUUGAAGGAAACGUAGACUAGACAAAGUCCUUUAUAAAUAUAAAAGGCAGUAUUGUAGAGUUUUACCCCUACAGGCACUUGUGAAAGUUGCAGGAACUAUGUGAAAACUCUAGCUGACAUGCACAUCCUACUUGUUGGCAUGAAACUGGCGUGUCUAGUUAUUAAAACUUAUUGUUACUACUGACUUAGGAUGAUUCAGAUGAAGGGGGUCUACCCACCAUCUAAUCAACCACACCCCUGUACCUGCAACAACUGAGACUGUUAUCCAUUGGAUUGUAUACUGCUAUUACGCCAUCUAUGUGAACUCACAAUGUUAUGCUUGCACACAUAUUAAAUGGCACAAAUGAAGAUUGUUUAAAAUUAUACCAUAACCUCAAAUCCCCUUGUUUCUCACCUGGUGUUUAAAAGUUUAUUUUAAUGCCAAUUAUGGAGGCUAAGCUUGCUUUUAUUUUUGUUUUUUUUAUUGCAGAAAAGUUGGGGGUUACUGCAGUUGAUUGAGUAAAUAAAACCUUUUGGGUUGUACAUAUCAUACUUUAAGAAAUUGUUUUGCAAACACCAAAAAGCAGCCUUUAGAAACUCUGUAUAUGUAAAAUGGUGUCAGUUCCUGGGUGAACGUUGUCUUAAAUACCUGGCUUGUGAUUAAUUAGCUUACAAUGUUACAUGUUGUGCAGUAUGACAAUUUUGGAGUCUUUUUCUUUAAAUCUUUUUACUUAUUCUCUCAUUUAUGUUUUCAAAAAUAAAAGAAAAUGGUUUGUGUAUAAGCUGAAUUAAUUGGAUUAUAUUAGUGGGAGUGACAUUUUGAUUUAAAUACUCUGCCAUAGUUCAGC
This is a messenger RNA of Pelobates fuscus (common spadefoot toad), 2581 nucleotides long. RefSeq names its product vesicle associated membrane protein 3 (gene VAMP3). Gene Ontology annotation, biological process: SNARE complex assembly; vesicle fusion; vesicle-mediated transport. The record is from RefSeq and is a predicted model, not a curated record. The coding region runs from base 100 to 411 and encodes 103 amino acids. Gene Ontology annotation, molecular function: SNAP receptor activity; syntaxin-1 binding. Lineage: Eukaryota; Metazoa; Chordata; Amphibia; Anura; Pelobatidae. The transcript is spliced from 5 exons. Gene Ontology annotation, cellular component: SNARE complex; plasma membrane.